Messenger RNA from Pleuronectes platessa (European plaice), 2457 nucleotides. RefSeq names its product dynein regulatory complex protein 11. Gene Ontology annotation, molecular function: ATP binding; protein binding; ATP hydrolysis activity. The coding region runs from base 1 to 2457 and encodes 818 amino acids. NCBI's taxonomy places the organism in Eukaryota, Metazoa, Chordata, Actinopteri, Pleuronectiformes, Pleuronectidae. The transcript has 19 exons. The record is from RefSeq and is a predicted model, not a curated record.
AUGUCGCAAAGGUCAUAUAAUAAAUUGUGGGCCGAUGUCCAGCUGGAGUUGAGUCGUCUGCUGGCGGAGGAGCUGCCUGCUGAGCCCCUUCGUCCAGAGAAGGACAGGGUAGUGUUCUUCCAGCGUGUCGCCCUGUUUUAUGUUCGCUACCUCCAAAUCUUCAGAAAGCUGGAGAUCUAUGACCAGGUCGUCCACCCUCAGAAGAGACGAUUAAUUCGGACAAUUCUUGAUGGUGUGAUAGGGAGGCUGUUGGAGCUGAAGAAUGAAAUGGUGGAGAAAGAGUAUUCAGAGUACCACUACAUGGACGACAUCCUUCAUGACUUAAAGCUCAGUCCUGCAGACCUUGAAAUCCCAAUUCCUCGCUAUUUCAUCACUGAAUGCAGCAAAGAAUUCCAAGAACGAAAGACAAUGGUGACAGAUAUCCUUAAAAUGGUGGAAGUUACCGAAAGCCUAGAACCUCUUAAGGUCAAGGAAAUGAGUCCAGAGAAGGCCAUUAAGAUCAUUCAAGUUGCGGAGAGGGCACGCCAAGGACGCCUGAGGGCAAAGUUGAAUGAAGAGAGCAGAAAUAUGAACAGGAUGUACAAGACCAAGGAGCCGGGAGCAGCUGACAUUGAGUUGGCUGCAGUCUGCAUUCAGAAGGUGUGGAGAGGUUACGUAGAGAGGAAGAGGACAAAAAUUGCUCGGGAGGAAGAAAUGAUUUUUCUGGGAAUGGCCAUGGAUCCAAAAUAUAAGGUGCCACGCCCUGCAGAAAUUGCUGUGAAAGCUACCGAAGCCUGCAAUCGGAUUAAACAGCAAGAGCAUGAAGAAGACUACCAAAAGUCAAUAGUAGCCAUCACAAAACAACUACUAGAUGUGGAGGGUCAUGACAUGAGCAACACCAUGAAAGACCAAAUCCGACAGUGGUUCAUUGAAUGCCGCGAUGCUAACGGCUCAUUUCCAGACUACCCCGAUGCAGAGGAUGGAGGCUCAGCUCUCCUUUUUGCAGAGAAGAAUCCUCAGCAGUUAAUGGAAGAAAUUGCUGCAAAGGAAGAGGACGAUUCAAACAACAGAUCAAAAGGAAAGGAAGAAAAGAAGAAAAAUGGGAAGAAAGACAAGGGGAAAACCGACAUAGAAGAGGAGGAGGAAGGGUUGAAGAUGCUACCUUCGGCUUUUCUGUCAGACCUGCAAGUGGGAAACCAAACCUUUGAAGAUUUUUGGCAAAACCGCAACGAGUCCCAAAACUUUGUUCAGCGGCACGAGGUGGAGCUGAUCAAGGAAGAAAGACGGAAAGUCAUUGAGGCAGAUAUUCUAUUACAGGUGGAUGUGCAGAUGAGACAGGAGCUGGCUGAAUGGAAACUGGCUGUGGAUAAAGACAAGGGUGGUAAGACUAAGGGAAAUGCCAAGAAAAAGAAAGGAUCUAAGAGUGGGAAGAAGAAGAAAAAGGAGAAAGACCUGACUGCUGAUAGGACUCUUGAGUCUCUGUGUCAGGAGCUUGUGGAACAGGGCUUGUUGAAAAAGCCAAAUAAUGUGGCACUGCAGGAUUAUAUCGGUGACUACAGCUACCUUGGGACAACACUCAGGCAAUAUGACAUUGAGCCCAUGCCGUCAUUGUCGGAUGUACGACAAGUCUUAACUUUAUAUGGAAUUUUACCAUUAGGCUCUCAGGUGGUUCAUGAAAGAGCUCCUCUGAUAAAGGCCAUACUACUAACAGGGCCAGCAGGUGUAGGUAAGAAGAUGCUGGUCCACGCCAUCUGCCAGGAGACAGGGGCCAACCUCUUCGAUCUGUCACCUCUGAACACGGCAGGAAAGUACCCAGGCAAGAGUGGCCUCGCCAUGAUGCUUCACAUGGUCUUCAAGGUUGCAAGACUGUUGCAACCUUCUGUAAUAUGGAUCGGAGAUGCAGAGAAAAUGUUCUACAAGAAAGUCCCCAAGGAAGAAAAAGAGUUAGAGCCCAAGCGGUUGAAGAAAGAUUUGUCCAAGUCCCUUAAGUUGAUCAAAGCGGAAGAUCGUGUUCUGAUAGUCGGAACAACUCGAGACCCUCUCAGUGCUGACAUUAAGUCACUGUGUAAAAUGUACAGCAAAAUCCUCCUCAUCCCAAGACCUGACUACGGCUCGAGAUAUAUCCUGUGGAAACAACUGAUCACAAAUCAGGGAGGUGAGGUGACCAAGGCUCUGGACCUCAGCUCUCUUUCGAAGAUUUCUGAUGGCUACACUCCAGGUCACAUGGUACGGGUGGUCCAGAGAGUUGUCACUAAACGCCGCGUCCUACAUCAGGCAAAAAGACCCCUGACCGCUUCAGAGUUUGUUCCCCCUUUGGCCAAGAUCGACCCUGUGUUUCAGGAAGAGGAAGAGGCCCUUAAAAACUGGUAUGCAAAGACCCCUCUGGGAAAGAAGAGGAUUAAAGCUGCCACUGGAAAGGAUGAAGAAGAAGCUCCGGUCAAAAACAAAGAUGCAAAGAAGAAGAAAGGAAAGAAAUAA